Dujonia railenensis is the source of this 2391-nucleotide messenger RNA. Lineage: Eukaryota; Fungi; Ascomycota; Pichiomycetes; Serinales; Debaryomycetaceae. The record is from the annotation of a GenBank genome assembly.
AUGAGCUCUUUCCUUUCCCCAUUUGCCAAGUUUGACCCCAAGUCGCCGAACAGCGCGGUAGCGCAGCAAUUCGCUACGACAGUUCAGGGUUUCCAGCUGAACAGCGGUCUGGCAGAUGCGAACGCUUUUCAGGUGGUGGAGCAGUUCAAGGGCAUAGCUGCGUCUUUUGCUCUAAGUUACGGAGAUUAUGAGCUAAACUUCACUGCCAAGCAACCAGCACCCGAGUACGUCUCGGAAAACUUGCAGAACUUUGACUUGGAGACCAAGUUGUGGCACCUUUUCAUCAUCUUAUAUGGCUUCAGAAUCCAAGACGGAGAGGGACAGUUGUUGCCGGAGAACGAGCACUCUUCGGAUGCUGUAAGAGAACACAAUUACUUGAUAAAGCACACGAAGAUCAAGGAAAUCUCCUUAAUAAUCCACUGGCUUCAAGAAAACAGCAAGACCACGGAGGUUCCCUCUGACUUCUCUAGCAAGUGGAAGAAAACCCAGUCCAUGUUACAAAACAAGGAGUACUACAACUUGUCCAGCGCCGCUCCAUUGCAAUCCAAUGAUUCUGUGAGGUAUCUAGAUUCUGAUGCCCCCAUCAGGGAAUCGCUAUUAUUGGAGCAGGACGACAUCAGCGAAGACACCGCCAACUUCAGAACUAUCUAUAAAUUGGUGUUGGACAACAGGAUCGAGGAGGCGAUCGAAUUCUCCAAUAACACCGGCAACUUCACCCUCUCACUUAUCUUGUUGGGAGCGGUACAUGACUAUUUGGAUCCAAUAGUGGACGAGAACAACUUGAAUCUAGAAGUGGAAGAUAUAACUACAUCCGAACCUUCUGGCCAACGCCACAAGCUGCUCUGGAGAAAAACAGUAUACAAGCUUUCUCAGCAAACAGGAAUCAACUCGUACGAGAAAUUGAUAUACAGCUAUCUCUGUGGAGGUGAAGUCAGUAUGAACUUGAAAGAAGCGAGCAACAGCUGGGAAGACCAAUUAUUAAUCUACUUGAACCAAUUGUUCAAGCACAGCAUUUCUGAGGUGUACGCUAACGAAAAUGAAGACAGUUCCUCCAUCCCCUUACCCCAAUCUGAUUCUAUAGACUCCAUUUUGAAUAUUCUUCUGGAGACUACAGAUGCUGAUCAUCCUUUAAGAAUUAUGAGCGGAGGUAUCAUGAUCAAUCAACUCCACAAGGUCCUUCACAGCACCAUCAAAAACUUGUUGGCUGAUGAUGAAGGAGUGGAUGACUACAUUAUCAGGGUUGUCACUCACUUGUCUAUAUUCUUGUACAACAUAGACCAAUCUGUGGAUUCCAUUUCUUCCAAAGACUUGACAAAGAUAAUCAGUCUUUACACUAGAUAUCUUUCUAAAAAUAAGUUGGAAGAGUUCAUUCCAAUCUAUCUUCAAUUUAUACCGAAUGAAAAGGAUGCAAGAGAGUGUUAUUCAUUGUUUCUCUCUUCACUCACAGAUGAUGAGAAAAGACGCAAGCAAUUGGAUAUGGCCAAGAGGUUCGUUACUGACGAUAUACCAAGCAACAGCGAUUCAGAUGAAAUGGAUAUCGAUGAAGGAAAGAUGGUGAAUGUGUUGAGAAGAACUGUAGAGAGAGUAAUGAUUGAAACAGCGCCACAUUACACCUCUUCUGGUGGGUCCAUUGUGGUGGAGAUAGACGAAGUUGAUGACAUAGACUACAAGCUUUACAGGUCGGUAGAGUGGUUCUAUGAAAACAGAAUGUAUGAAGAUGCCAUCACAGCUACUAUUGUGGUGUUCCGCCGAUUCCUCUUGAGUGGGAAGUUGGCAAGCUUAAAGAAAUUCUCGGAGGGGAAGAGCUUCAAGCAAUUGAUAAAGAAUUAUGAUGUAGAAAUCAACACCAAGCUACUCUCCAGUCUGGUGGCUAAACCUAAGGUUAACGAGGAAAUGAAGGAGGAGUUGUCCCAAUACGAUCUCUUUAUCCAAGGCUUGACUCUUCUUGACGAGCAGAAGAGAUUCUGGGAGCUAAACAAGUUUAAUGGUGUUAACAGCGACGAUAAGAGUACGUUCUGGAAAUCUAACCACCUUCAAAUGUCAGUUGAAAAAAUCACAAGCAACUUGAACAAACUCAUCUUCAAUUGGUUCAAAGUACUAAUCAAGUCAGAGAACGUAAGUGGAGUAGACGUGAAGUUAUUUAAGGAAUAUAGAAGCAUCUACGCUCCUUUCUUGACGAUAGAAUUAUUACAAAUAUAUCAAUUUGCCAGACUAAAUGACUGGAAGUACAUGAGAUCUGCCUUCGAGUUGAUAAACUUGGUGGCGAACGAUGAGGAGAACGACUUGUUAAGCUGCUUCGUCUCCAGUGGCAGGCUUAAUGAGUUUGUAAAGAGAAGUGGAGAGUUGGCAGCUAUAGCCAGUGAGAGAGGUAUCAAAGGUAUUUUCUAUUGA